Messenger RNA from Durio zibethinus, 1692 nucleotides. RefSeq names its product dehydrogenase/reductase SDR family member FEY-like. The record is from RefSeq and is a predicted model, not a curated record. Lineage: Eukaryota; Viridiplantae; Streptophyta; Magnoliopsida; Malvales; Malvaceae.
CCGAACCGUGUCAGUUUGGCACCUCUGUGAUAAGUGCGUGCAAAGCAGGCGAGAGGGUACUAUUUGUAGCUUGCACUAGUGCCGAGGGCAUCGAAGAAAAGGACAGAUCUUCAAUCCCAGAGACGCAUAGAAAAAAAAAAAAAACGAAGAAAUCUUUAUCAUCAAGUCCAAUGGCGAAAAACAAACAAGGAUUGGGUUGGAUAGAAUGGUUGAGAGGAUGGAUGUACGUGAUUCACGAAAUGCUUUUCCAGAGGAUAAUGGCGAGUCACCUGCAGAACCCAUUGCCAUUGCCGCCCGUGAACGACCUCACCUGCGUUGUGACAGGCUCCACCAGCGGCAUCGGGAGGGAAAUGGCGAGGCAAUUGGCUGAAGCAGGGGCGCAUGUUGUAAUGGCAGUAAGAAAUCCAAAGGCAGCUCAUGACUUGAUUAAUCAAUGGUCUGCCUCUUGGCACGGGCUCCCUUUGAACAUUGAGGUCAUGGAACUUGAUCUUCUCUCCUUGGAUUCUGUCGUCACUUUUGCUAAUGCCUGGAAUGCUCGUCUUGGACCAUUGCAUGUUCUCAUUAAUAAUGCCGGAAUUUUUUCUAUUGGAGAACCCCAAAAGUUUUCAAAAGAUGGGUAUGAGGAGCACAUGCAAGUGAAUCAUCUGGCUCCAGCACUGCUUUCGAUAUUGCUUUUGCCAUCCCUUAUUAGAGGAUCUCCUAGUCGAAUCAUUAAUGUCAAUUCUGUUAUGCAUUAUGUUGGCUUCGUUGAUACAGAAGACAUGAAUGCUGUUUCUGGGAAAAGAAAAUACUCAAGCCUGUUGGGAUAUACUAGCAGCAAGCUGGCUCAGGUUAUGUUUAGUAGUGUCCUCCACAAGCGGCUACCUGUUGAAGCUGGUGUUAACGUUGUGUGUGUAUCGCCUGGAAUUGUCCACACAAAUGUUGCUCGGGAUCUUCCGAGAAUUGUUCAAGCUGCUUAUCAUCUAAUACCCUAUUUCAUCUUUAGUCCUCAAGAGGGUUCUAGGAGUGCUCUUUUCUCAGCAACAGAUCCCCAGAUACCAGAGUACUGUGAGUUAUUGAAAGCAGAUGAAUGGCCUGUUUGUGCAUUCAUUUCUCAAGAUUGUCAUCCUACAAAUCCUUCUGAAGAAGCACACAAUGUCAAUACAUCGUUUGAAGUGUGGGAGAAGACACUGGAGAUGAUUGGCCUUCCUACGGAUGCUGUGGAGAGACUUAUAGAAGGUAAUGAAGUCAGAUGUCGAUAUGGGACUCAAUAUGACUAGUUUUCACAGCAAAAUACAUUCGCUAUGUAUCUUGAAGUUUAUUCUGAACGUCCAUUCUAAAAGAUGAAUAGAAGCACCUUUGUUGUAUAAUGAUGGCCAUUCUAUUCGUUGCUGAAAGCGGAGUUCUUGUUGUGUAGUGAUGGCCAUUCUAUUUGUAGCUGAAAGGGGAGAGCUUUUAUCAUUAGGUGGCAUUUUCUUAUACUAUUAUUAUUGUUGCUAUCAUCCUUCUGGGGUAUGCGCCGCUAACGUCUACAAUAGACGGUGGACUGUUUCAGGAUUAUCUGAAGCUACGUGCGAUUCAAUUGCACCUUGGAUGUAACAUUUUACAGCACGUUUUUCUCCUAAUGGACUAAUUUAUAAAUGUGGACAAGUGAAGAAAUCUCUAGCUUUUCUAAAUCAAAAUUUUGCUCUUGCUAAUAGGAGAAAUUUUUUU